This is a messenger RNA of Myotis myotis, 2294 nucleotides long. It is a transcript of the gene ACOD1, whose product is annotated as aconitate decarboxylase 1. Gene Ontology annotation, molecular function: lyase activity. NCBI's taxonomy places the organism in Eukaryota, Metazoa, Chordata, Mammalia, Chiroptera, Vespertilionidae. The transcript has 5 exons. The record is from RefSeq and is a predicted model, not a curated record. Bases 108 to 1523 code for a protein of 471 amino acids.
AAGAGAAAGAGGUUGGGUUUGAGAGGAGUGACGGGUAUAAAAGGCAAUCACACAGAAAAGGAAUUACUCCUUGGAUUCACUCCUGAGAUAAACCUCUUCUUUAGACCAUGAAGCUCAAGUCCGUCACAGAAAGCUUUGCCAAAGUGAUCCAUGGCUUGAAAGUGGGACACCUGACAGAUCAUGUUAUUCAGAGGAGCAAGAGGAUGAUUCUGGAUACGCUGGGCGUUGGAUUCCUGGGAACCAGUACAGAAGUGUUUCACAAAGCCAACGAAUAUAGUAAAAUCUACAGUUCCAAUGUAUCCAGCACUGUUUGGGGGCGGCCAACCUUGAGACUCCCACCGACAUAUGCUGCUUUUGUCAACGGUGUGGCUAUUCACUCAAUGGAUUUUGAUGACACGUGGUAUCCUGCCACCCACCCUUCUGGAGCUGUCCUUCCUGUCCUCAUGGCUUUAUCAGAAGCCCUACCUCCAAGUCCAAAGUUUUCUGGUCUUGACCUUCUGCUUGCUUUCAAUGUUGGGAUUGAAGUGCAAGGCCGACUAAUGAAUUUUUCCAAGGACGCCAAUGACAUACCGAAAAGAUUCCAUCCCCCGUCGGUGGUAGGAACUUUGGGUAGUGCUGCUGCUGCAUCCAAGAUUUUAGGGCUCAGCAUGACAAACUGCCAAAAGGCCUUGGCUAUUGCCGUUUCUCAUGCCGGGGCACCCAUGGCAAAUGCCGCCACUCAGACCAAGCCUCUUCAUAUGGGCAAUGCUGCCAGGCAUGGGAUAGAAGCUGUUUUUCUGGCAGUGCUGGGUCUCCAGGGAAACAAGCAGGUCUUGGACACGCAGACUGGAUUCGGGGCCUUCUAUACCAACUACUCCCCCAAAGUCCUUCCAAACCUAGAUUCUUACACUUGGCUCCUGGACCAGCAGGAUGUGGCUUUCAAGAGUUUCCCUGCACAUCUGGCCACCCACUGGGUGGCAGACGCCGCUGCAUCCGUGAGGAAGCACAUUGUAACAGACAGAGCCAUGUGUCCCAUUGACCACAUUGAGAGAAUUGUGCUCAGAAUUCCAGAUGUCCAGUAUGUAAACCGGCCUUUCCCAGACUCGGAGCAUGAAGCCCGUCACUCCUUCCAGUAUGUGGCCUGUGCCAUGCUGCUCGAUGGCGGCCUCACGGUUUCAUCAUUCCACAAACACCAGAUCAACAGGCCGCAGGUGAGAGAGUUACUUUGCAAGGUGGAGCUGGAGCAUCCUCAGGACAACCUGCCAAACUUCAACACACUAUACUGUGAGAUAAGCAUCACCCUCAAGGAUGGAGCCACCUUCACGGAGCGCUCGGAUACCUUCUAUGGUCACUGGAGGAAGCCACUGAGCCAGAAGGACCUAGAGGCCAAGUUCAGAGCCAAUGCCUCCGGGAUGCUGUCCUGUGAUGCAGUAGAAAGACUUAUAAAGAUAGUAGACAACCUGGAAGGUCUAGAGGACUGUUCUGUGUUAACCUCACUUCUGAAAGGACCCUCUCCAUCAGAGAUGAUUUCACAAUCUAUCUAGCAUUUAAUAAUUCCAUAGUACAAUAUCUAAAUGACUUUAUAUUUGGGGAAAUUCAAUGAUUGGCUUUGCAAAGCAGAGCAAAGGUCUGCUCUUGGUUUGCCCAGAACUAAAUGCAGCAUGGUGGAGGGAGUCCAGACAGAACUGGGUAUCUAUGAAGGAGUCUUGUCCUAUUCAUUUGCAAGACUGUUCCAAUGACCUACAAGCAUUCAUAAAGCUGAAUUUCAAGUCACCUGUGACUUCCUUAUAAAAUUAAUAUUUUCAGAGGAAUUGUAUGAACUUCAUGAACCUCAGGUGUGAGAAGACUUUGAACCUGUACAUUUUUUUGCUGACAGUGGAGAAGUGCUCUGGUCUGCUGUGCCACCGACAGAUUUCUUAGAUCAGGGGUUAUAGAAGCUCUCCACGGUGGAAGGGAUGAUGUUGAGUUUAAAUAUAAGAGCUUAGUGGGUUAAAAUCCUGCCUCUGCAACUUACUAGAUGUUACUAGGUGUCCUUCUGCCAUAGUUUCUCUAUUUUGUAAAGCAGAAAUAAAAAGCAGUUUAAAAAAACAAAGCGGCUUUGCUUCAGAAGCCACGCUCUUAACCACUGCAUUAUGUCACCUUUCAUUAUUAAAAAGAAAGGUUUUUGGGAAAUGAAUAACGAAUGAAGAGUCCGAGAUAUAAUAAAAGAAUGACAACAAGAGCGUCAACCUAUGAAUCAGGAGCUCACAGUUCGAUUCCCGGUCAGGGCAUGUUCCCAGGGUGCGGACUCAAUCUCCAGUGUGGGUGUACAGGAG